Messenger RNA from Danio rerio (zebrafish), 961 nucleotides. RefSeq names its product ATP synthase peripheral stalk-membrane subunit b (gene atp5pb). Gene Ontology annotation, cellular component: proton-transporting ATP synthase complex; mitochondrion; mitochondrial inner membrane. The record is from RefSeq and is marked provisional. Gene Ontology annotation, biological process: proton transmembrane transport; proton motive force-driven ATP synthesis. Gene Ontology annotation, molecular function: proton transmembrane transporter activity. Lineage: Eukaryota; Metazoa; Chordata; Actinopteri; Cypriniformes; Danionidae.
GAGAGUUUCUCAUCCUUGGUCUAGAAGGGCACAGAGAGCCCGGUGCAGAGACGUUUCAGCCGGGGAUCUUGACAUUUAACCGUAAAACAUGUUGUCGAGGCUGGUGCUCGUCUCAGGCCAUUCCCUGAAAAACAGCGGGUCUUUUGGUGCUUGCCUGGUCCAGGCCCCUCGCUCCUUUCAUCAGUCAUCCCAGAGUCUUGCACCAGUACCCCCUCUACCAGAGAAGGGAGGAAAGGUCCGUCAUGGCAUCUUCCCUGAGGAGAUUUUCACAAUGUUGUACCCCAAGACUGGUGUGACAGGGCCUUAUAUGCUUGGCACUGGCCUGCUCCUCUACCUGCUGUCUAAGGAAAUCUAUGUAAUCAAUCACGAGACCAUUGCUGGUGCAUCCAUUGGUGCAGUCAUCAUUUACGCCGUCAAGAAGUUUGGGCCCAGUGUAGCUGCCUUCGCUGACAAACUUAAUGCGGAUAAAAUAGCAAAGGCUCAGGAGGUGAAGGAUCAGUCUAUGGCUAGUUAUGCUCAGGGCAUUGAAAACGAGAAGAAGGAGCAGUGGAGAGUAGAAGGAAGAAGCAUGCUCUUCGAUGCCAAGAGGAAUAACGUGGCUAUGCUGCUGGAGAUCAACUACAGAGAGCGUCUGCACAUGGUGACCAAUGAGGUGAAGAAGAGGCUGGACUAUCAGGUGGAGCUUCAGAACCUGCACCGCCGCAUGGAGCAGGAGCACAUGGUGAACUGGGUGGAGCAGAGUGUGGUCAAGAGCAUCACACCACAGCAGGAGAAGGAGAGCAUCGCCAAGUGCAUUUCAGAUCUGAAGGUCCUGGCCAAGAGCACUCAGGCUAGAGCUACAGUGUAAAUCUGUGUCAGUUUUCAUCCUAAAUGAACCUUUUCCUCGUCAACACGCCAGACUGGCAGUGUCGUCAAAAAUGUACAUACCCGUAAUAAAUAAAAGAUUUGGUUAUUCACUAAA